Trypanosoma conorhini is the source of this 1299-nucleotide messenger RNA. RefSeq lists its product as uncharacterized. The coding region runs from base 1 to 1299 and encodes 432 amino acids. The record is from RefSeq and is a predicted model, not a curated record. The transcript has a single exon. NCBI's taxonomy places the organism in Eukaryota, Euglenozoa, Kinetoplastea, Trypanosomatida, Trypanosomatidae.
AUGGCGGCUCACGCCCUGCUGCAGGUGGCUGAGAAGAACCUCGUCUGCAACGUCUGCUACGCGCUGCUUCGCUCCCCGGUGGUGUUUUCCUGCGGCCACGUCUUUUGCAAGAGGUGCGCCGAGCGCUCGAUUGAGGAGCGGCCGCGCUGCCCGCUCUGCAACCACGCCGUGGCGAGUCGGCGGGCGAUCGCCCCGCUGCCGACCCUCGCGCGGCUCAUGGUUUUGGUGCACGACGUGGCCAAGACGCUACGGCUGAGGCGGGCGGCGCAGCUUUCCGCCGCUGCCGCCGCUGCCGCCGCCGCCGCCGCCGGCAACAGUCCACCGCCGCGGCUGACGGAGAGCCUUGCGCCGGGCGACGCGGCGGUGGACGACUUCUCCCUGACGGCGGUCGUCAGGGACCGGCUCGCGUCGGCGUCCACCGUGAGCGGCGGAGGCGGACUGUUGCCGGCGCGGACGCCGAGCCUGCACCGCGGCGGGAGUGUGGCGGCGACGCAGUCCCUGCGCGCCUCCCCGCCGCCUGCGCCGAUGCCGGCCGGCGGCUUUGUGGGGUGCGACGAGACCGAGACGCAGCGCAUGUCCUCGCGGAGCCCCACGGCGAGCUCUUCUUCGAGCGCCUCGCGGCGCUCUUACCGCCAGUGUGUGGCGGUGCGUCGCGACGGCGGGGGCCCCGCGGCGGCGGGGGCCUACGAGCACGUCGGCUGCUGCGCGCUGUGCGGGCUGGACAUCGCGGACCGUGCGCAGGUGCGCCGCUUCCUGCGGCAGCUGCUCCGCGCGGACCCCACCUGCGACCACCUGCGCCUCCGGCAGCUGAACGAGGUGAUGCUGAGCGACUUUCUCGGCCCCAUGUGGGAUCUGCGCCUCGCCACGCGAGGCCGGGAGCAUGCGGCACGCGGGAUGGGGCGAAAGCGCGGCCGCAGUUCGUCCGCUUCGCCCCCGUCAUCCUCCUCCACGCUCCUGGUGCACCAGGCGUGCCUCGAGUGGUGCGUGCUGCACCGCCGCGUGCGGGACGCCGCCACUCUGAAGCUGGCGCUUACGGGCACGCAGCAGCAGCAGCUAGAGGGUUCCUCUUGUGCCUCUGCCUGCGCCUUUUGCGCGGCCCGCGGGCGGUGCCUGGUUGUCUGCGGAAGCUGCCAGCGGAGGGCCUAUCACUACUCCUGCGCGCUGCUGACUGGCGCCGGCGUGUGCAACAUUUCGGCUGAAACCAUGUCUCUGGUAUGUGCGACGUGUCUGCGGAAACGCGAGGAACGGCAGGCAGAGGAGGAGGAGGAGGAGGCUGAGGCGGGGUUGAUGUUAUGGUAG